Messenger RNA from Aspergillus wentii DTO 134E9, 1077 nucleotides. Its product is annotated as alpha/beta hydrolase. Gene Ontology annotation, cellular component: cytoplasm. Gene Ontology annotation, molecular function: palmitoyl-(protein) hydrolase activity; carboxylic ester hydrolase activity. The transcript has a single exon. Lineage: Eukaryota; Fungi; Ascomycota; Eurotiomycetes; Eurotiales; Aspergillaceae. Bases 1 to 1077 code for a protein of 358 amino acids. The record is from RefSeq and is a predicted model, not a curated record. Gene Ontology annotation, biological process: protein depalmitoylation.
AUGUCCAAGCCAUAUCCCACCCCUUUGACAAUCGAACCCAUAGCAACAGAGCACACUCAUACCUUUAUCAUUCUCCACGGGCGAGGCAGCAACGCUACACGAUUCGGCCACGAACUUCUCCAAUCAGCCAACCUGCCCGCCCAACUACCAACGGUGAAAUUCAUCUUUCCCACCGCUCGACGACGACGAUCGACGAUUCUCAAACGGGUCCCUAUCAACCAAUGGUUCGAUAACUAUUCAUUGGAAGACCCUGGUCAAAGAACGAACCUUCAGGUUGAGGGGCUGUGUGAGACGGCUGCGUUUCUUAGGACCCUUAUUGUGCAGGAGGCGCGAGUUUUGGGAGAGAAUGGAGAUGGAUAUCAGAGGAUCGUCCUUGGGGGAUUGAGUCAGGGAUGUGCAGCGGGAGUGUUUGCUCUUCUUGGUGGAGCAUUUGGGGAUAGUGGGUGUGAGAAGCUGGGGGCGUUUUUUGGGAUGAGUGGGUGGCUUCCUUUUGAGGCGGAGCUGGGUGAUAUUUUGAGGACAGCUUCUGAUGGCAAGGUGAGGGAUUCUUUGGAUGGUUUGGAAGGGAGUAUGCAGCGGGUUGGUCUGGGGGAUGACACAAAUUCAAACGUGGAUACAGACGAGGACGAGGGCGAGGACAAGGGUGAAGUUGAAAGCAGCGAUGAAGAGGAUGGCUCUGGUGUCUUUGAAUCGUCAUACGAUCAAGAUGAAGACGAUUUUAACCCAUUUGAAGAUGAUGUCAGCUCCAGCGACAGUAACACCAGACUGUCCCCAUCAUUCCAAGUCAUAAACCACGUUCGUGAUAUCCUUGACCUUCCACAAUUGUCUCCACAGGAUGACGAAUCAAAUCCAUCCACGGCUGCUCAUCUCGACAUUCCAGUGUUUCUUGGCCAUGGAGCUGCGGAUCCCAAAGUGUCUGUCAGGCUGGGACAGAAGAUGGCCAGUCUUCUAUCUCGAUUGGAUAUGAAUGUGACAUGGAAAGAAUAUAUAGGCUUUGGACAUUGGUACAAAGUUCCGGAUGAGAUUGAUGAUGUUCUUGCUUUCUUGCAGUAUAGGAUGAGCGUCCCUGUGACAUAG